Molecule: messenger RNA, 712 nt
Organism: Bombus terrestris (buff-tailed bumblebee)
Lineage: Eukaryota; Metazoa; Arthropoda; Insecta; Hymenoptera; Apidae
Exons: 5
Coding region: 1-600 (199 amino acids)
Cellular component (GO): cytoplasm; nucleus
Source: RefSeq, a predicted model, not a curated record
AUGGCAAAGGAAGUACAUAAAUGUUUGAUAAAUUAUUUCUCACAGUUAGAGAAAGUAGAUUGCAAGUGGAAUGAAUUAUCCGAAGAAGCUAAGCGGCCUCUACAUGCGUUGAGAAAUCAAUCAGAGCAACUCCGACUCGUCAUAAGCAGCGAAGUUGAUGAUGCAGAACUCUGUAAAGUAAAUGAGCUACGUGAAAGAUUGAUUUUUAAAAUUCUUAUGGGGAUCGACGAUGAACUGACAUUGCUGUUCAACAUUUUAAUGCGAUUCAAUAACAUUAAUCAAGACUUAAAAAAUCGUUUAAACAAUCUGGAAGAUGCACGAAGCAAGGUUUCGCUAGAUGAGGGAACAAUGAAGGAAUUAAUCAAUGGAACACCCUAUAGACCACGAUUAAAUUUGCUCUUAGAAUGGGCUAUUGAGGCUUUCAAUUACUACCAUGAAUUAUAUCUUCUGAUCAAUGGAAAUAUAAAACAGUUCAAUUACAAAGAUGAAGAUACGAUUGAAAAUUUAACGAAGUCUUUCGUCGAGGACCGGUUUAAAAGGGCGCAGAUCGAACGUAUACUAUAUUUUACGCAAUUCUUAAUAAAAGAGUCUUUACGUUAGAAAUUUCUUUUUAUUGCGUAUAACUACCACAAAUCUUUAUAAGCAAAUAUUUUUAGAGCCUGCAAUAUUUUAUAUAUAAUUAGAAUAAAUAAAAAUAUCUGUAUUUAUAUUA